AGUAUGAUAAAAUUUGCUUUCUUUCUUUUUUGUCGUUUCAAAUGGCGAGGACGAGCUUCCUGGUUAAAUCUAGCUCCCGCAUUAUGCAAUAGAAAGAGAGAAAUCGCUAUUCAUGGCUACAGUGAUGACAACAAAUGUAUGUAUUUCCAUUGUCCAACCUUCUUCUUCCUAUUUCAACCAUCAAAAUGCGUCAAUUUCCUUCUCGAGAACCUCAAAAAUCUCUCGAACUUCUCUCAAAUCGCGUCAGAUUUCAAGCAUUCUCAGCCAAAGCACAUGCCAACAACUGAAAAACUACAACAGCGAAAUUAUCGAAUCCUGUAACGCGACUAAUCUGAAAACGGCUAUGGAUUCGCUUCACAGAGCUGAGAAAUCCGAGAUUGAAUUGGAAACUUACUGCUCAAUCUUACAGCUCUGCGCGGAUAUGAACUCGUUGGAUAAUGGAAGGAAAGUUCAUUACCACAUCGAUUAUCAAGGUAUGAAUCUCACUGGAAUCUUAGGAUCUAAACUCGUUUUCAUGUAUGUUAAAUGCGGAGAUUUAAGAGAAGGUAGACGAAUUCUUGACCUAAUCGAUAGCAAGAAUGUAUUCCUUUGGAAUCUUCUAAUGAACGAGUAUGCUAAAUCUGGUUAUUAUACAGAGAGUUUAGUACUUUACAGAAGAAUGCUUGAAAUUGGAAUUGAACCUGAUUCUUACACAUUCACUUGCGUUUUCAAAUGUUUUGCAUUCCUUGGUUAUGUAUUAGAAGGUCAAAUUGCUCAUGGAUUGUUGUUGAAAAAGAAAUUUGGAUCUUAUAAUAUGGUUUCGAAUUCCAUCAUAGCGUUUUACUUCAAAACUGGAAGAAUUGAAAGUGCAUGUAAGGUGUUUGAUGAAAUGUCUAACAGAGAUGUUGUAACAUGGAAUUCUAUGAUAAGUGGUUACGUUACGAAUAAUCUUCCUUACGAAGGACUGAAGAUUUUCAAUCAAAUGUUCUCCGUUGGAAUUGAAAUUGAUCUUGCUACGAUGAUUAACGCACUCGCAGCUUGUGCAGACGUCGGUUUAUGUUCUUUUGGUAGUGUUCUUCAUUGUUAUGGUGUAAAAACCGGGAUAAUUCAAGAUACAUUGUUCUGCAACAGUUUGCUUGAUAUGUAUUCGAAAUCAGGGGAAACUGAUAAUGCGAUUCGAGUUUUUGAGGGUAUUGGUGAAAGAUGUGUCGUGUCGUGGACAUCGAUGAUUGCUGGAUAUGCUCGGGAAGGUUUGUCUGAUAAGGCGAUUAUGUUGUUCUGGGGAAUGGUUGAGAAAGGAAUUGAACCGGAUGUGUUCACUAUUACAACCAUUCUUAACUCGUGUUCUUGUAGCGGAUCGUUGGAAAAUGGAAGGGAAAUACACAAUUACGUUAUUGAAAACAAUCUCGAAUCGAAUUUAUCAGUAUGUAACGCUCUAAUCGACAUGUAUACGAAAUGCGGGGACAUGAAAGACGCUCAAUCUGUUUUCGAACUCAUGCCUGUAAAAGACAUAAUCACAUGGAACACUAUGAUCGGGGGUUGUUCUAAGAAUUCUCUCCAGAACGUAGCGAUUUCUUUGUUCCUCCGAAUGCAGGAGGAAGAACGAAUAAAGCCCGAUAACGUAACAGUUAGCUGCGUUCUUCCUGCUUGUGCGAGUCUAUCGGCGUUCGAUAGAGGCCGGGAGAUUCAUGGAUAUGUGACGAGAAACGAGAUGGGUUCCGAUCCAUACGUUGCAAACGCAGUUAUUGAUAUGUAUGUGAAAUGCGGGUCCAUCGAUAUAGCACGCAAAGUGUUCGACGAAAUGGCUGUGCGAGAUUUAUUCUCGUGGACUAUCAUGAUAGCUGGAUAUUGCAUGCAUGGUUUGGGGAAUGAAGCUAUAGCGACGUUAAAGAAAAUGAAGAAAGGCGGUUUUAGGCCCGAUGAAAUCUCGUUUAUUUCGAUUCUAUGUGGUUGUAAUCAUUCGGGAUUGUGGAAAGAAGGGGAGAAAUUGUUCGAGAUCAUGAGAAAGGAUUACAAAAUCGAGCCCAAGAUGGAACAUUACGCUUGCAUGGCAGAUCUUCUUGCACGUGCUGGGAAAUUAUCCGACGCAUUUAGGUUCAUCAAGAGCAUGCCUAUAAAACCUGAUGUUUCGAUAUGGAGAAAUCUUCUAUCCGCAUGCGGAAUCCAUCGCGACGUGAAACUCGCAGAGGAAGUCGCGGAACGUGUUUUCGAAUUAGAACCCGAGAAUUCGGAAUACUACGUUAUGCUCGCGAGCAUUUACGCGGACGCUGAAAAAUGGGGAGUAGUGAAGAAACCGGAUGAGGGGAAGAAUUCGGGUAGAAGUUGGAUUGAAGUUAAAGGAAAAGUUCAUAUUUUUUUGAGAGAUAGUUUAUCUAGUCAUAAUCAAUCUAGAAGGAUUAAUGCGAUAUUGAAAGGUUUAACAAAGAAUAUGAAAGUAGACGGUUGGAUAUCGAAGGUAAUUACGAAAGAAGCGAAGAAGGAGGUUGCGGCUUGUGGUCAUAGCGAGAAAUUGGCGAUGGCGUUUGGAAUAUUGAGUCUUCCUCCGGGGAAAACGAUACGCGUGACGAAGAACGAAUUUAAGAUUUGCCCCGAUUGUCAUGAGAUGGCGAAGUAUAUGUCGAAAACAGUCGCGAGGGAGAUCGUGUUGAGAGAUUCUAACCGUUUUCAUCAUUUUAAGAAUGGAAUCUGUUCUUGUAGACGUUAAAACUAAACUUAGUGAAACUUUUUUUACUUGA
Molecule: messenger RNA, 2714 nt
Organism: Impatiens glandulifera
Lineage: Eukaryota; Viridiplantae; Streptophyta; Magnoliopsida; Ericales; Balsaminaceae
Product: pentatricopeptide repeat-containing protein DOT4, chloroplastic
Exons: 1
Coding region: 113-2683 (856 amino acids)
Biological process (GO): RNA modification
Molecular function (GO): zinc ion binding; protein binding; RNA binding
Source: RefSeq, a predicted model, not a curated record